UUAUUUCAUGGUUUUUUAUUUAAACAAUUUUUUUUAGAAAUAUGUAAAGAAAUUAAACCACGAACUGGAAUUUGGCUGAAUGAUAAAUACACAUUUAUUCGAAAUCGUCGAGGCGGUAUGAAUUUAAUAUACAAAGGUUUUCUUUAUACAGCUGAACGUAAAUAUAAUUCCACUAUAAAUUGGAUUUGUAAUAAAAACAGCAAUACAUCUUUAAGAUGUCCAGCUAGAUGUGUAACCGCUGGUGAAAAUUCCAUAAAAUUUGGCCAUAAAAGACAUAAUCAUGAGGCGGUUACUGCUGUUAAACCAAAAAGACAAAUGAUUUAAACAAAAUAAACUAUUGUAUAAAUAAUUUUAAAUUUAUAUUAAACAAUGAUCUCUUUUAUAUAAAAUUUUAACAAAAAAAUCAAAAUUGUUUUUUGUAUUAUAAAAAAAAACAUUUUCUUUAAAUUAUAAAAUUUACUUG
This is a messenger RNA of Calliphora vicina (urban bluebottle blowfly), 463 nucleotides long. RefSeq names its product pre-mod(mdg4)-X (gene pre-mod(mdg4)-X). NCBI's taxonomy places the organism in Eukaryota, Metazoa, Arthropoda, Insecta, Diptera, Calliphoridae. The transcript has a single exon. The record is from RefSeq and is a predicted model, not a curated record. The annotation marks the transcript as partial.